This is a messenger RNA of Oncorhynchus kisutch (coho salmon), 5004 nucleotides long. It is a transcript of the gene rlim, whose product is annotated as ring finger protein, LIM domain interacting. The record is from RefSeq and is a predicted model, not a curated record. The transcript is spliced from 4 exons. Gene Ontology annotation, molecular function: ubiquitin protein ligase activity. NCBI's taxonomy places the organism in Eukaryota, Metazoa, Chordata, Actinopteri, Salmoniformes, Salmonidae. Gene Ontology annotation, biological process: ubiquitin-dependent protein catabolic process; random inactivation of X chromosome; protein ubiquitination. Gene Ontology annotation, cellular component: nucleus. The coding region runs from base 231 to 2657 and encodes 808 amino acids.
ACCAAAAACAAACUUCCGUUUCAUGCUCCCCCAGUUUCCGGAAGAUCUCUGUACAAUGAUGGAGAAAAUGGAAUCCUAAGACCGUACCCAACUAUUCAAGCGGAUUUGUUAGAAUAAAACGACCAAAGUCCAAGAUAACGAAUAACGACACAAAUACAAGACAGCAGCUGGAUCGUGGUGACUCAGCGAUAGACAGCGUUUAUCUCCAGCUUCUCUCCCUUCGACACCCGAUGGAGGGCUCCGACAGUUCCGAGCCGGGCGCCAGUGACCAACCAGAGGCUCAGCGCAGGCGGCAACGGGACCGGCUAGACCGGGAGGAGGCCUUCUACCAGUUUGUCAACAACCUGAGUGAGGCAGACUACCGGCUGAUGAGAGACAACAACCUGCUGGGUACCCCAGGUGAGAUCACAGCAGAGGAGUUGUUGAGUCGGCUGCAGCAGAUUAAGGAUGGACCAGAGCAGCAGCAGCCUAGCAUCAACACCAGUGAGACUGGAGAAGCUACAGGAGAACUGGCAGAAGGUCCAGAGGACCCGUCUAACGGCGACACCCUCUUGGAUUGGCUGAACACCGUCAGGCGGACAGGCAACACCACCCGCAGUGGUCACCGAGGCAACCAGUCAUGGCGGGCGGUGAGCCGGACCAACCCAAACAGCGGAGACUUCCGGUUCAGUCUGGAGAUCAACGUUAACCGUAACCUGGCUGAGCAGCAGGCCCGCGCGGAGGGGGAGGCCGAGGCGCAGGAGGAGGCCCCAACUAGAGCACCUGGCAAUGGGGUGGAGGUCCAGCCUGAGGCGGGGACGGAGGUGCCCAUGGAGACAGGAGAGGUGCUGGAGGAACCAGUUGUGGAGGAGAUGGCUGUCAUAGUGGAACCAGAAGCGGAGAUGGAGCCAGAGGCUGAAGUAGAAGCUGAGCCAGAGGCUGAAGUAGAGGCUGAGCCAGAGGCUGAAGUAGAAGCUGAGCCAGCGGCUGAAGUAGAAGCUGAGCCAGAGGCUGAAGUAGAAGCUGAGCCAGAGGCUGAAGUAGAAGCUGAGCCAGAGGCUGAAGUAGAAGCUGAGCCAGAGGCUGAAGUAGAAGCUGAGCCAGAGGCUGAAGUAGAAGCUGAGCCAGAGGCUGAAGUAGAAGCUGAGCCAGAGGCUGAAGUAGAAGCUGAGCCAGAGGCUGAAGUAGAAGCUGAGCCAGAGGCUGAAGUAGAAGCUGUAGUAGAAGCUGAGCCAGAGGCUGAAGUAGAAGCUGAGCCAGAGGCUGAAGUAGAAGCAGAGAUGGUCCCAGAGUUAGUAGUAGAGGUAGUCCCACAGCCGCCCAGCCCUGUCACCCCCACCCCUCCUGUCUCCAGACCAGCCAGUCCCCUGGUGCAGGCCCCUCCAGCCGCCCCUGCCCCUCCUAGCCCGCCCCCUGAGGAGCCUCCGCGACGGGGCCAGAGACGAGCCCGCAGCCGUAGCCCUGAGCAGCGCCGGACCAGGGCUCGCACCACACGAAGUCGUUCCCCCCUCACCCUGGACCGACUCCCCCGCCACGUCCCCACCUCAGCCACCUCACACAGCCCCGCCACCCAGGCACCCGCAGAGGGAAGCUCACGGACUCGACAGCAUGUUCUGUCCCGGCAAAGCACCACAGAGUACGAGGCCCAGUCAGCCGGAACAGGGUCUGACACAGGUUCUGGGAACGCCCCAGAGCCCGGUACCACCCCACCCCAGGAGGGAGAGGCCGCGGGCGGGGAGGGAGCAGCAGGGCGACGUCCCCCCACCAUCAUGCUGGACCUGCAGGUGCGUCGUGUUCGUCCAGGUGAGUACCGCCAGAGGGACAGCAUUGCUAACAGAACCCGCUCACGCUCCCAGAACUCCAACAACACCUUCCUGUACGAGAGUGAGAGGGGGGGGUUCCGCAGGACCUUCUCCCGGUCCGAGCGUGCGGGUGUGAGGACGUACGUCAGCACCAUCAGGAUCCCCAUCAGGAGGAUCAGUGAUGCAGGGUUGGGAGAGGCCACCUCCAUGGCUCUGCAGACCAUGAUACGACAGAUCAUGACCGGCUUCGGAGAGCUCAGCUACUUCAUGGACUCAGACUCUGACUCCUCGGACUCAAACCGUGGCGGUGGUAACCCCACUGGCGCUGCCGACCUGGCCGAGGCGCUCAAUACUCCCGAAGGGGGAGUAGCCGGCAUGGCGGAGGGGGCGGAGCCUCCUGUCUCAGUGAGCGGGCAUAGUAUUGGAGGAGUCGGGGAGGCAAGGACAGAGGAGAGGGAGGGGGAGGACGGGAUGGGUCUAGGUCUGUCCCCCGGGAUAGGUUUAGGGGUGGGGGGCACCCCCAGGGAGGGUCGAGCUCGGCCCCGUGCCCCCAUCAGUCUGGAGGAACCAGGGUCACUACCCUUCCUCCGCCUUGCUCACUUCUUCCUCCUGAAUGAUGAGGAUGAGGAACAGCCCAGAGGACUCACCAAGGAGCAGAUCGACAACCUCUCCACCAGGAACUUUGGGGAGAGUGAUGCUCUGAAGACCUGCAGUGUGUGUAUCACAGAGUAUGCUGAGGGGAACAAGUUGAGGAAGUUGCCCUGUUCUCAUGAGUACCAUGUUCACUGUAUCGACCGCUGGCUGUCUGAGAACUCCACCUGUCCUAUCUGCCGCAGGGCCGUGUUGGUGUCUGCUAACCGGGAGAGUGUGGUCUAACUUGGAGAGCUGGAGGUCAGGGGUCAGCGGUGCUCCAGGCAGACAGUAUAUAACACAGUGUCAGUUCUGCAGGCCUUUCUCCUAGUCAGACCACUUACGUUGUUCAUGUUUUCAUUCUUAAGCCAUCACUGACUUUUAUCCAACUGACAUGCUGGUGUUUGGACAGACAGACAAGACAGAGAGACUGACAGGAAGGAAGUAAGGUGAUGUCCUCAUAGACUCUGUAGGAAGAGACGUGAGAAAGAGAUGCAACUGUCCCCUGUUGGCUAACAGACCCCACUCUCCCCUACCUGUCUUACCCCAAAAGGGACUCCACUGUCCCCACCUGACCCUGCUCUCCACCUGAAAGACUUAACUGCAUUUAUCAAUACUCUGGAACGGCUCACAGACUGUCAGUGUGUCAAAGCUUGCUGAAUUAGUUUUUAAGUUAAAACUGUAGAAUGUUGUACAGGCUUUAAUGGGGAGAACAAGAUGUGACGGACUUGGAUUCCGUUGGGAAUUCUAUCCGUUUAUUUGGACUCGUUAUUGCAUCAUAUUCAGGACAUCGGAAUCAAUAGUACUGAUUAUUGAUUAUGAAUUGUGUUGAACCGUUGUUGAGAUGGGAUGUAGGGAUCUGUUAACUGAUGCUCGUAUGUAGUCUAACUCUAGCCCAUCACAUGAAGCAUUUUCUAUUUCUGCCCUCUGACAGUGUUUCAUCAUGACCUGGCCUGUGUACACAAAGCAUAUCACAGUAUCAGUGGGGAUCUAGGAUCAGUCUGUCGUUGGGGGUCUAGGAUCAGUCCGUCAGUGGGGGUCUAGGAUCAGUCCGUCAGUGGGGGUCUAGGAUCAGUCCGUCAGUGGGGGUCUAGGAUCAGUCCGUCAGUGGGGGUCUAGGAUCAGUCCGUCAGUGGGGGUCUAGGAUCAGUCCGUCAGUGGGGGUCUAGGAUCAGUCCAUAUAAUAUUAUUCAUUAUGACCUAAAAGGGCCAACUGAUCCUAGAUUAUCACUCCUACUCUGGGACACUUUAUGGAUACGGGCCCUGAAUGAUAAUGACAACCUCCUUAUGAUCCUAACCCUGUCACUAUGACAACCUGUUGCUUCUGCUACCAUAUGACCAGGAAGUCAACAGACGGCUGCAUUAUGGCUCCGUAUUCACCACCCUAUCUCUAAAUAGUGCACUACCCAUAGGACUCUAGUCAGAAGUACUGCUCUAUAUCGGGGAUAGUGCCCGAAUCACAUUUAUGGGUUCCAUGUGGUGUUGCAUGAAGGAUCUGGAUUUAGACCCCUGCCGGGCCAGGGUUAAGCCCCGUGUCUAACCCAGGCCAGGUUAAACCCCGGCCAGGCCAGGUUAGACUCAGGCCAGGUUAGACCCCGGCCAGGCCAGGUUAAAGCCAGGCCAGGUUAAACCCCGGCCAGGCCAGGUUAAACCCAGGCCAGGCCAGGUUAAACCCCGGCCAGGUUAAACCCCGGCCAGGCCAGGUUAGACCCAGGCCAGGUUAGACUCAGGCCAGGUUAGACCCCGGCCAGGUUAGACCCCGGCCAGGUUAGACCCCGGCCAGGUUAGACCCCGGCCAGGUUAAAGCCAGGCCAGGUUAAAGCCAAGCCAGGUUAGACCCCGGCCAGGUUAAAGCCAGGCCAGGUUAGACCCCGGCCAGGUUAGACCCCGGCCAGGUUAAAGCCAGGCCAGGUUAGACCCCGGCCAGGUUAAAGCCAGGCCAGGUUAAAGCCAAGCCAGGUUAGACCCCGGCCAGGUUAGACCCCGGCCAGGCUGCUGCCUCUGUCCUGUGUUUUGGCCUAGAACUUCUACCACCAAGAGACAUCUUCAUAUCUGGAACACCAGUGCAAUAACUACAGAGUGGGAAAACUGAAGAAGUGUAAUAUUCUCAACUUGUAUAUUAUUAUUUCUAAAAUAUUGUAGACUGAAUAUUCACAGUUAAAACGAAGACUUGUUCCCUUUUAAAAAUGUGUUAAUCUUUUUAUUUUCUUGAGCUUGGUUCUUUCUGUACAUUCUGAUAUAGCGCUCUUUCUUGUCGAGCGGUGGGCCUGUAGGAUGCUGUAGGUUGGCUGUUCACACAGAGGGAGGCAGUGUUCCAUGCCAUGAUGACAUCACAUUCUAUAGGUUCCAUGUGUUCUCACGGUUGCCGUCAUUACCUCCUCCCUGUACAAAUAAAGUUUUGGGUGGUUGAAGCUCUGUUAUUGUUGAUAAUGACCAGUUGUAAAUUAACUGUAUUGUGUCUUUCUGACUUUCUGUCUUACUAACCUGGCUGUCUUCAUCAAGGCCUCCUACUGCACUAUGUUGCAUUGGUCCCAAACCGUUCCCUAUUCCCUAUAGUGACUUACUUUUGCACAAUAAAGGGAAUAGUUUGUUU